Molecule: messenger RNA, 2307 nt
Organism: Marasmius oreades (fairy-ring Marasmius)
Lineage: Eukaryota; Fungi; Basidiomycota; Agaricomycetes; Agaricales; Marasmiaceae
Exons: 7
Coding region: 33-1139 (368 amino acids)
Molecular function (GO): zinc ion binding; hydrolase activity
Source: RefSeq, a predicted model, not a curated record
UACAUUGUGACGCUUUCCCCUUGGCUUCAAACAUGCUCAUCGCUAUCAUUGGUACUCGAUGCUCCGGUAAAUCAACGCUAAAGGACUACCUAGUUUCACACAAAGGUUUUAUUCCAGUCCAUACGACCGCGGAGAACCACUCGGUUGGCACUUCGAGGCGACUACUCAAGAAAGAUCGACCCACUGACACAGCAACAAAGCAUCUAUCCUUCCUGUCCAUGGAUAUGACACCCGUGCCCUCACCAGCUCUCUUUUCGUUUUUGAGGGACGGCGAGACUCUACCGUCGAAGCACAACAACCAAUCGAAUCGAAUCGAUUUCUUCUCUCCUGGUGAUCUUUUAGACCACGCCACGAAAAACUGGACAACGAACUUCGUUACUACAAAUCUAGAUUCCCGCGAGCUGGUGGAGAUCUUUCUAAAACGCCCCUUCUUCAUGUUGUUGUGUGUGGAUGCACCUUUGUAUGACAGGUUUAGACGGUGCCGCGGUCCAGAGUCCCUUGAAGAAUUCGUGCAGGAAGACGAUACCAUUAGAUUUGGUUCCCAAAGCUGGACAAUCGCUCAGAUGAACGAUCUUGUCAAUGUCUUUAUAAUGAAUGAUUUCUCGACCACGUCUGAUCUUUACAAUUACUUGGACGAACUGGAUUUGCCCAACCCCUCACACUUACGGCCUGGCUGGGACACAUAUUUCAUGACACUUGCUUCCCUUGCUUCCCAUAGAUCCAAUUGUAUGAAGCGUCGUGUAGGCGCCAUCCUAGUUCGUGAUCACCGAAUACUAUCCACCGGUUAUAAUGGCACUCCACGUCACCUUCGAAAUUGUAACGAAGGGGGUUGUCCACAUUGUAACGGUGUCUCCACGGAGGGAUUGGAUUGCCUCUGUCUCCAUGCAGAAGAAAACGCUCUACUCGAGGUGGGUCGAGAAAGAGUGGGUGAUGGUUGUGUCCUCUAUUGCAAUACUUGUCCUUGCUUGAAGUGCACGAUAAAGAUCAUUCAAACAGGCGUGCAAUCAGUAGUUUACAACCUCACUUACAAGAUGGAUGACGCUUCCGCAAGGCUCUUUCAGGAAGCCGGGGUGGAGCUACGAAGGUUCGACCCAAACAUCAAAAGUCGUCUACCGACACUUGAUGGACGUUUACGUUGAGAAAAGCCAACAUAUCUAUACCAAACUUUGAAUAUACCCUAUUCUUCUAGUUGUUGAAAUAUUAAUGCCACAUUCUUUGCAAUUUCCCACUCUGGUCUUCGUAAGAAAGCUGUGGAUUCGUCUGUCUGUCCCAAGGUCGAGUAAAGUGCUAGCCAAACGGCAUCGGCAUUCCUCAGGCCCGCAGCUAGGUACAAUUCCCUUGCGAGAUGUUGGAGUUCAUCCGAUGCCUUCGAAUGUAAGAAUCGGCGAAAUGAUACAAUGACUUCCCAAGUUGAAGAGUCUUGAGGAUCGACUCCUCUUAGAGCACCUGCCAUUGUCUUCAGCAAGGCUCGAUAUAGACGAUGAGAGUGCGUAUAUAUCGAUUCCGUCCCGACUGCCGCAACACCUCGCCGUGUAAGGGCACUCUGCAAAUCCGCAUCCUGCAAUUUCGAUAACAUGGCGUAAAACCGCGGCCAAACGUCGUCCCAGAUCCGACGGUACAUAAAGCUUCCCAUAUGAGAGGAAAGCGACUCCAUGAGUUCAGCCGCCGCACUCACGAUAAACGUUUCAGGGUCACCAAGUCUGUUGAGGAUGAAAGGCCAUGCAUUAUGAAUCGCUGGCAUGAGAGCGUCGGCCGGUAAGACAGACACUGAUGCAUUGAGAAGAGAAAGAAUUCGCGCACGAAUGACGGGGGAUCGAUGGGUCAAAAAAUACAUGGAGCGUGUGACCAUCUGUUUCGCAAGAGCCUGAGGCGCUGUUUGCACAGUUUCAUCGGUUGUUUGCUGAACCUCAAUCCCUUCACCUGCAUCUUUUCCUUUCUUUUUCUCCUCUCCCCAAGCCCGCCGAGGCGCGGGUCCAUAAUCGGUGGUAUCAUCUUGAUCGAAGAUAGGGUCGUUACGCUUCUCAAACCAAGAGAAAAACACGUCCAUUUUCUCCUUAUCAGCGUUCUUGAGAGGUUCACUAGCGUUAUCGUCGGUUUUCGUCGCCUUAUCUGUUUCCACCUCAAUGACUUUGAUGACCUCGUUCAAAACCUCCACAAUGCCCUCCACGACGACUUCAUAUCCAUGGUACUCGUCUAGUCGAUCGAAACAUUCUUCUACGACAUCCCCUGCUCGCUCAACGAUAUCAUUCCCUACAAGAUGGAUCAUUGAAACCAAGACCUUAGUUGCAUCAAUGUCAAUCCAUCUAC